This is a messenger RNA of Canariomyces notabilis, 384 nucleotides long. RefSeq lists its product as uncharacterized. The transcript has a single exon. Bases 1 to 384 code for a protein of 127 amino acids. The record is from RefSeq and is a predicted model, not a curated record. Lineage: Eukaryota; Fungi; Ascomycota; Sordariomycetes; Sordariales; Chaetomiaceae. Gene Ontology annotation, molecular function: protein binding.
AUGGCGUCCAUGUCGUUGAUGGACUGGCCUGGUGAGGUGCAAUUAUCCGUUUUGAAGCACCUGUCAUGUCACGACCUCGGCAGUCUGAGCCUUGUCAGCAGGGGCUUUCGACGCCUCGCUGAGCCGUGUCUGUACGCUGGAAUCGUCCUGACAUGGUCUCGCGACCAGGCGCCGCCGCUGGCGCUGCUGUUGCGGUCCCUCCUCGAGAGACGCGAGCUCGCGAGUCAUGUACGCCGCCUGGAACUGCUUGGCACCGGCUUCGCCGCCAACGUCGACCUUGGCGCCAUCGAGCCGCCGCCUUUGCCCGUGUCCGCUCUCCCCGCAGCCCUAGCGGCCGCUCACAUCAGAGCCACCGGCGUCUCGGAAGCCGACCAGUGGAUUUAG